AUGUUGUCUCGAAUUUCUAGCGUUCGAAUUGGUACUCAGGUGAGGCAGUUGGCAAAUCCGGUUGUAAACCAAUCAUCGCAAGUAUUACAAACACGUCAAUUUUAUGUUGCAGCUGCAUUGACUGUUGGUAGUAUGAUAUUUGGGAAGCAGAACAAGCUAGCUGAUUCUAUUGCCAAUGGUGAGGUACAUGACAAGACCGUUGAUUAUGAAGCUAGGCAUCAGGAAGCUUUGGAGAAGCGUUUAAAGACUUUGACUGAUACGAGGCCUAUGAAACCAAGAUAUGAAGGUCAUAUUCCUUUGAAUCUACAUGAAAAGUUACUAUUGUUUGUUAUAUCAGGAAUUCGUUCUUAUUAUCAUCCGGAGAAUGGUGUCAAUAUAGUUCAAUUGGGUGAAGCAACUGCUUUACCCUUUAUAUUAGAAGAUUUGAAAAAGACUAUGCUAUCUGAUGAAACCGGUAGAAGAAUCUUAAGGGAGAAACCAAACGUUCGUACUGAAACCUUAGAUAUGGAUAAGUUAUCUAAGAUGCCAAAAAAUACGUUUGGUUACACUUUCUACAGUUGGUUGAAGAAAGAAGGUGUUUCUCCUGAUACAAGAGCACCUGUUAAAUAUAUAGAUGAUCCGGAUCAUGCUUUUAUUUUCAAGAGGUACAGACAGUGUCACGACUUUUAUCAUUCGUUAAACGACUUGCCAAUUAUUAUUGAAGGUGAAAUUGCUGUGAAGGCACUAGAAGCCGCCAACAUGGGUAUUCCGAUGGCAGCCUUGGGUACCCUAUUGGCUCCACUACGUUUGAAAUCUGCACAGAGACAAAGGCUAUACGAAAUAUAUUUACCAUGGGCUAUUAGAACUGGUUUGAGUUGCAAACCAUUGAUCAAUGUUUAUUGGGAAGAAUUAUUGGAUAAAGAUGUUAAUGAAUUGAGAAAAGAACUGGGUAUUACUCCUCCACCAGAUUUGAGAAAGAUAAGAAAGGAGAGAGCUGCUUUAAGAAAAAAGUUCAAAAUGAAAUAUGAAAGUUAUGAGAAACAAUAG
This is a messenger RNA of Vanderwaltozyma polyspora DSM 70294, 1026 nucleotides long. It is a transcript of the gene COQ4, whose product is annotated as ubiquinone biosynthesis protein COQ4. The record is from RefSeq and is a predicted model, not a curated record. Bases 1 to 1026 code for a protein of 341 amino acids. Gene Ontology annotation, cellular component: mitochondrion; mitochondrial inner membrane. NCBI's taxonomy places the organism in Eukaryota, Fungi, Ascomycota, Saccharomycetes, Saccharomycetales, Saccharomycetaceae. Gene Ontology annotation, biological process: ubiquinone biosynthetic process. The transcript has a single exon.